AUGGCUCCUGGGUCUACUGCUAGCCUGUAUUCGCACAGUGGAAGUCAUCCUCCGAAAUCUCCGUCGCCUUCUGCUUCGCAGCAGCAGCAUCGCCGGGGGUACCAGGCUUGCGAUCCGUGCCGCAAGCGCAAGGUGAAAUGUGAUCUGGGCAGCGUCGAUAAUCCCCGUCCUCCUCCCUGCGUACGAUGUCGUCGCGAAAGCAAACGAUGCGAGUUCUCUGCCACCCGGCGCAAGCGCAAACCCUCCGAGGUAGACGAGAGCGUGGACGGAGUACUCCGACGGGAUAAACGGAUGAUGGUCGGGGAUACAGCGGAUGAUUCGUCCUCACGGAAUGUCUCUCCAUACCCGCAUGUCGAGCAGCAGCAGCCCACGUCGUUCGAUGCAGAGGCCGAUCAUUCUCCGCAGAAGUGGUCUGAGGGGCCUUCUACCACAACGGCUAGUCAGAGAUAUUCCCAGGUCAAUGCGCACAAUCAGCCGGCUGCGACUGCUACCGCGACUGCGGGGCAUUUUCAGGAUACUAAGAACCACCUCUGUCCACCUGUCUAUCCGAUCGGGGAGCGAGUUACUGGAGCGAGUUAUGGCCUUGAGGGAGGGCCGCCUAUGAUGAAUCGCACUGCUGUUGAAUUGUUAUCGCCUGCUAUCAGUAACAGCCAUGAUGCGCUACACCUUUUAUCUGAAGCAGCAGGGAGGACUGAGGAUCUGAAUCGUCAGAGUAUGGAGAACCGAUAUGCUGCUCGACAAUCGGCCUCAUCUUUCAGCUCGCCCAUAUCGCCCAUGACUCAGGGAGGAACGCCACGAAGUGCUGGGGGAUCAUUCUCGAGAACACCCCGGGCCGGGGCUAUGGGAAACUACUAUCAACCUGUUGCAUCUGGCCCCGUGGAUGCGCAGAUAUCUGGUGGUCGUGGGCAGGCUGAUGGUGCAGGCACAUUCCAGGACCCGGGGUUUGUGGAUGCUGUCAAGGCGUGGUCGCGGUUACGUUUCGUUCGUGCGGGAUGGCUUACGGUCGAAGAGGCGAUGGCUUAUGUGGCAUACUAUUACGAGCAUCUCGCCCCGCUGAGUCCAAUUGUCGUUCCCGACUUCUCUCAACCCUCGACUCAUCGUACACUACUCACUGAUGAGCCUGUGUUGGCCGUUACGAUGCUUACUACAGCUUCGCGGCAUAUGAAACCAAAAGGAGAUGGGUCGUAUACGCGCUCGUUUUACAUUCAUGACCGGCUCUGGUCGUAUCUUCGCGGUAUGAUCGAACGUCUUUUCUGGGGCCAGGAGAAGUUUGGUGGACAUGGCAUUGGCAGCGGGCCCCGGGCAUUUGAUUUCACUUCCGUGUCGAAAAUGAAUCAGAAGGGAAAUCUGCGAUCCCUAGGGACCGUGGAAGCCUUACUGUUGCUCACGGAUUGGCAUCCAAGAAACCUACACUUCCCACCUGGUGAUGACGAGAAUGCGCUGUUAGAUCUGGACGCUCAGGCCCAUAGUCGCUCCGACAGGGACUUUUUAGAAAACGAUGGCGAACCGAUCAACCGAACCUCGACUACCAACGCCGGCGAAGGACGACUCGCAUUCCAAACAUGGCUAGAGCCUGCCUGGCGCUCAGACCGGAUGUCCUGGAUGCUACUAAGCACAGCACAAGCCCUAGCCUUCGAACUCGGCGUAUUCGACCAAAAAAGCGAAUCCAAAAUCGCCAACGAAUCACCAAUAGAACAGACCCGAAAAAGACGCCUGCGCCGUCUAAUCCUCGUCUACAUCUCUCAGAGCAGUGGCCGUUUAGGAAUUCCAUCCAUGCUUCCACUUCCACAAUGGGCGAAUGACAUCCAGCCCACAUCGCCGGCAGACGCGAAGGGAGGGGAUACGAACAUUGACCGGAUGCAAGAUUCCUGGAUUGGGAUUUCGAAGAUCAUGUAUCAGGCGAAUCAGCUGUUGUUUGCGUCGAAUGAGCAGACAUCGGAGUUGAUUCGUAGUGGGCGGUAUCGGGAUCAGAUUGAUCGGUUCCAGCCGUUUUUCAGGGAGUGGAGGCAUAAUAUUGAUACGAUUAAGCUUGUUCCUGCAAUGCGGAAUAUUCUGAUGAUUGAGUACGAGUAUACUCGUGUGUAUGUGAAUUCCUUGGCCCUCCAAGCUGUGGUAGAUCGCUGGACAACAAUGUCGAACGAAGCUGCACAGAACCAAAAAGGACUUCCAACUGGUAACACAUGGUUCGGAGUCUUGAUGGAACUCUACCGCGUAAACGAGCAAUACAUCCAAGAAGUCGUGGACGCCUCGCGCCGGAUUCUCCAGAUCGUCCUCGAUGGACUCGUACCAGGAGACCAUCUCAAACACACACCAGUGCGAUCCUGCUUCCGAAUCCUCUCCGGCAUGAUCUUCAUCCUCAAGACAUUCACCCUCGGCGCAAAAGAAGACGACGUACGAGUAUCACUAGAUCUCCAAGACCGUGUCGUCGAAGCAAUGCGGACCUGCGUUGUCGACGACGUCCACCUGAACCAUGCCAUCUCCCGACUCCUAGAACUCCUCACAACAAGCAUCCGCACUCGCUUCCUGCGCUUCGCCCCGCUAGACCGCGCUGGUGAUGGCGAAGGCAGCCAGAACCAGAGCCAGAGCCAGAGCCAAGAACGUCCCUCAGCACCUAUCUCCCGCCAUCAAUCUCCACCACGCAGCCGCCGCGAGGGAUCUAGCAACGCCUGGCCUUCCACAAACCUAAACUUCAUGGAAUCUAACACCAGUACCGGUCCAAACACAACCAUGUCCUCCCUCCACGACCCGCUAGCUGGUAUCCCAGCGCAACCAAUCAACUCCUCCAACAUCAAUGUCUCCUUCAUGCCCCCGCCACCCUCGGUGUACUACAACUACUACGACGCCGCCUCCGGUGAUCUCGAAGACUCGAAUAACGUCCCGCCACACUCGAUGCAUGAUAAUCCAAACGCAAACGCAAAUCCAAAUCCAAAUCCAAACGCAGCGCUACCAGAUUGGUUCGCUCUACCACUCGAUCAAUUCUUCAAUAGCUCGACCACGGUCGUUGAUCAGGGGUUGGGUGGAACGGGUCCGAUGCUGGGCGAGUUUGAUAUGUUGGAGGUGCUGCUUAAUGAGCAGCAUGAUGGGGGUGGAGAGGGUGUUGGUGUUGGUGUUGAUGUUGAUUCCGGGGGAGGGGAUGGGUUGGGAGGGACUUCGCAUUUGAUGCAGUCGUGA
Molecule: messenger RNA, 3171 nt
Organism: Aspergillus glaucus CBS 516.65
Lineage: Eukaryota; Fungi; Ascomycota; Eurotiomycetes; Eurotiales; Aspergillaceae
Exons: 3
Coding region: 1-3171 (1056 amino acids)
Biological process (GO): positive regulation of transcription by RNA polymerase II; aromatic amino acid catabolic process
Cellular component (GO): nucleus
Molecular function (GO): DNA-binding transcription factor activity, RNA polymerase II-specific; zinc ion binding
Source: RefSeq, a predicted model, not a curated record